Messenger RNA from Brienomyrus brachyistius, 4300 nucleotides. RefSeq names its product tyrosine kinase 2 (gene tyk2). NCBI's taxonomy places the organism in Eukaryota, Metazoa, Chordata, Actinopteri, Osteoglossiformes, Mormyridae. Gene Ontology annotation, molecular function: cytokine receptor binding; non-membrane spanning protein tyrosine kinase activity; ATP binding. The transcript is spliced from 24 exons. The coding region runs from base 312 to 3815 and encodes 1167 amino acids. The record is from RefSeq and is a predicted model, not a curated record. Gene Ontology annotation, cellular component: cytosol; cytoskeleton; membrane. Gene Ontology annotation, biological process: peptidyl-tyrosine phosphorylation; cell differentiation; intracellular signal transduction.
CCCUUCUGCGGGGCUGGCUGAGUCGCGGCCCGCACUAGGGGGCGUGGCUCCUGCCUCUCAGGCCACGCAGCUUCCCUCCCUCCGUCGUACUCUGACACCCGCAGGACGUGCUAGCGUCUGGGCCAUGAAACGGCAGCGUGCGGGUCUCUAUCCGUGAAACUACGCCGAAAGAUCGCUUCGGAUCUCCUGCGCCUAUUACCAUCUGCCUGCGUGAAGUUACCCAGCACUGCGCUAACUAGAGUUGGCAUCGCGGAACGGAGCUGUCAGAUCGCAGGCAGCCGCGACAACGCAAGGCUGACGCCCGGAUCGGUAUGAUGAGCAUCAGGAGGACCCGCUCGGGCCAGGGGGGGCAAUGCGAGCUGCCCCAGGGCCUGGGGGUACACAUCCUCCUGCUGUGGAGCAAGGAGGGGGAGCGCUACCUUUCCCACAAGGAUGGGGAGGUGACGGCGGAGGAGCUGUCCAUCUGGGCGGCACAGAGCGUCGGUAUUACACCCAUGUGCUACAGUUUGUUUGCCCUGUACAACCCCGCUUCCUGCUGUUGGUACAGCCCAAACCACUCCUUCACCACAGAUCAGCAACCUGGUCUUGUUCUUCAUUUUCGCAUGAGGUUCUACUUCCGCAACUGGCAUGGCAUGAGUGAAAAGGAUGAGCCAGUGUUCCGGUAUUCUCCACGCGCCACGGAGGGCCGUUCAGUGCAUCGCGGGCCCGACAUCCCGGGGACACCGCUGCUGGAGCAGCCCUCGCUCGAGUACCUGUUUGCUCAGGCCAAGUUCGACUUUGUAAAUGAUGUGGCACCUCUGCAUGACACCUGCGGGGAGAUGGAGGUCAGCCGCUUCAAGAACGAGAGCCUGGGAAUGGCCGUGCUGCACCUAUCCCAUCAGGCCCUGUACCAGAACUGCACGCUGCAGGAGGCUGCCAAGAAGACCAGCUACCUGCACUGCAUUCCACGAUCCUUCGCCCGGCAGAUCAAGUGCGAUAACAUCCUGACCAAGGUGCGCAUCCGCCGCGUCUUCAGCCAGUUCGUGCAGAGCUUCCAGCUGCACACGGUGGGUGCCGGCCGCCUCGGCCUGCAGGACGUCAUGUACAAGUACGUGGCCACGCUGGAGAACCUGGCACCGCGCUUCGGCGUGGAGACCUUCUCCGCCACGCGUCUCCUCGUGCUGUCUGAAGGCGGCAGCGGCAGCUCUGUCAGCACCACCUCCGGGUCGGCCGACGGCAAGAACAGCCCCGUCACCCACGAGGUCAUGGUGUCCGGUAUUGGAGGCAUCCAGUGGAGAACAGUCCAGGGAAACCAGACCCAGGAGACUAGUUGCCAUGGCAAUGAUUACUGUGGUCGAAAAAAGAAGGGGAAAUCCCACAUCCCUGCCCCCCCCAAGACCUGGACCAUCUUCUGCGACUUCCCUGAAAUCUCCCACAUUGUCAUCACCGGCAACUGCGUCUGCAUCAGUCGCCAGGACAACUUUGCCAUGGAGGUAAGCCUCAGGUCCAGCCUGGAGGCCCAGUCCUUUGUCUCCCUGCUGGAUGGAUACUUCCGGCUCACAGCUGACGCCCAUCACUACCUGUGCCAUGAGGUGGCUCCACCACGCCUAGUCAUGAGCACGGUCAACGGGCUGCACGGACCCAUGCAGGAAGAAUUUGCACUGCAGAAGCUGCGGAAGGAAGGCCUGGAAGAGGGCAUGUUCCUGGUGCGCUGGAGCAUCCUGGACUAUCACCGCAUUAUCCUGACUGUGCUCACCAAGCUCCAGCAGAACGGGACGAGUCCCACCCACAGGCAGUUUCGGAUCCACCAGAAGGGGGCAGUCUUCAUCCUGGAGGGCUGGGAUCGGGAGUUUGCCUCCAUCCGGGAUCUGACAGACAGUCUGAAGUGCUGCACGCUCCGGUCUGGCAGCCACAACUUCACCAUCAAGCGGUGUUGCCUGCCCCGGCCGGGAGAACUCUCGAACCUUCUGGUCAUGAGGAAGCAGACAAACUCCACCUCAAACUUCUCCUUGAACCUCAGCCAGCUGCGCUUUCACCAGAUUCGGGAUGGGGAACUCACGCAGGACCAACAUCUCGGCCGUGGCACUUGGACCAACAUCUACUCGGGGUGGUUAUACCCACGUGGUGGCUUAGAGGACGACGAAAACGACUCCUAUGGGUGCACCGACAGCAAGGGCAUCCGCGUGGUGCUGAAAAUGCUGGACCAGAGUCACCGGGACAUCGCCCUGGCGUUCUUUGAGACUGCCAGCCUCAUGAGUCAGGUGUCACACAGUCACCUGGUCUUUGUCCAUGGUGUCUCAGUGAAGGGAUCUGAGAACAUCAUGGUGGAGGAGUUUGUGGAGUUCGGGCCGCUGGAUGUCUUCCUGCGGAGGGAGAUGGGUGUGGUCACACCGCAGUGGAAGUUUACGGUGGCUAAACAGCUGGCCAGUGCCCUGAGUUACCUGGAAAGCAAGCACCUGGUGCAUGGUAACGUGUGCGCUAAGAACAUCCUGGUAGUACGGAAGGGGCUCGAGGAGGGAACCUCGCCCUUCAUCAAGCUGAGCGACCCCGGCAUAUCUUUCAGUACACUCUCCAGGGAAGAGCGCGUGGAGCGUAUCCCCUGGAUCGCCCCCGAGUGUGUGCCCAGCGGAGCCAGGCCAGGCAGCACGGCUGACCAGUGGAGCUUCGGUGCUACCCUGCUGGAGAUCUGCAACGACGGCGACCUUCCCAUGAGCGAGAACACGCUCGCAGAGAAAGAGCGCUUCUACGAGACGCAGAGCCACCUCCCUGAGCCCUCCUCCCAGGAGCUGGCCAGCUUCAUCAGGAUGUGUCUAACCUACGACCCCACUGAGAGGCCGUCCUUCCGGGCCAUUCUACGCGAGCUGACGGAGCUGCAGCUUAAAAACCCAGACAUCUCCUCCAAGUGCGAGAGCCACCCAGGUGCUGACCCAAGCAUCUUCCUUAAACGCUACCUGAAGAAGAUCCGGGACCUGGGCGAGGGCCACUUCGGGAAGGUGAUGCUGUAUGUGUAUGACCCCGACAAUGACGGAACAGGCGAGUAUGUGGCGGUGAAAGCGUUGAAGCAGGAGGGAGGUGGACAGAAGCAUGACGGCUGGAGGAAGGAGAUCGACAUCUUGAAAUCGCUGUACCACGUCAACAUUGUCAAGUAUAAGGGCUGCUGCUCAGAGCUUGGUGGGCAGGUGCUACAGCUGAUCAUGGAGUACCUGCCUCUGGGCAGCUUGCGAGAUUAUUUGCCUAAACACAGAGUGGGUAUAGCCCAGAGCCUGCUCUUUGCAAAGCAGAUCUGCCAGGGCAUGGAUUACCUACAUUCAAAGAGGUACAUUCACAGGGACCUGGCUGCGAGGAACAUCCUCGUGGAGAACGAGAACGUGGUGAAGAUCGGCGACUUUGGGCUCAGCAAGUACCUCCCAGAGGGGGAGAUCUACUACCGAGUCCGAGAGGAUGGGGACAGCCCGGUAUUCUGGUACGCCAUCGAGUGCCUGAAGGAGAGCAAGUUCUCCUUCUCCUCGGACGUGUGGUCCUUUGGGGUGACGCUGUACGAACUGCUAACCCACUGUGAAUCCCGGCAAAGCCCUCCAACGAAAUUCUUUGAGAUGAUGGGAGUGGUCCAAGGUCAGAUGACAGUUAUGAGGCUGAUCGAGCUGCUGGAGAGACGCAGGCGGCUGCCCUGCCCACGGGACUGUCCCCCUGAGGUGUAUGGGCUGAUGGGCCAGUGCUGGGAUGUGGACCCCGCCCGGCGACCUUCCUUUGAAUCCCUCAACCUAUCCAUGGGCGAGAUCCGCAAGACAUACCAGCAUCAGCCGAUGAUCCGCCUCAACCAAAUCAACCAGUGCUGACCAUGUGUCUAGUUUGUCAACCAUCGUGAUUACUGCCGCAACCCUCUUAAAGUAGUACUUAACCCAACUGUGAAUACAUUUCUGCUCCGUGGAACUCUGUUGACCAGAUUCAUUUGACUGAUCUUGGCUAGCUGGUGAGGAGCUGAUGUAAACUCAACUGUGACCACACCUCCAAUCAACUAAACAAUGGACUGACUGGACUAAACCAUUGCGGCCUGUCAGAGUCGCCGUGCUGAACUGCUUAAGAUUCUGCAAAGGCACAAAGCACUAUGUCAAUAGUUAUUUACCUGGAAAAUUAGUUUUUCCUUUUCUUGUUCAAUUAAAGGCUAAAGCUAUAUAUUUCUUCCUAUCUUUAAUGUAAAUGUUAAUAAUUACUUGCACAUUACACUUAACUUUGCCAGCAGCUCUGGGUAGAAACCAAAGAUUGAUCUGACCCCAGCAGGAAGUGUUACUGUCAGUUAUAAAACUGAAUUAUUUUAAUCACU